CCCUCGCCGCCCGCCCGCCGCGCACGCAGCCGGCGCCCCGCGCCUGCCGCCGCCGAGCGAGGCCGGGCUGGGCUUGGAGCUGCUCAUGGAGAAAGUGCCGGGCGAGAUGGAGAUUGAGCGCCGGGAGCGGAGCGAGGAGCUGUCCGAGGCGGAGAGGAAGGCGGUGCAGGCUACGUGGGCCCGGGUGUAUGCCAACUGCGAGGACGUGGGGGUGGCCAUCCUGGUGAGGCUUUUUGUGAACUUUCCCUCGGCCAAGCAUUACUUCAGCCAGUUCAAACACAUGGAGGAGCCACUGGAAAUGGAGCGAAGCCCCCAGCUGCGGAAGCACGCCUGCCGGGUUGUAGGGGCCCUCAACACCGUGGUGGAGAACCUGCACGACCCCGACAAGGUAUCCUCCGUGCUGGCUCUCGUGGGCAAAGCCCAUGCCCUGAAGCACAAGGUGGAGCCCAUGUACUUCAAGAUCAUCUCUGGAGUCAUUCUGGAGGUGAUCGCUGAGGAGUGUGCCAAUGACUUCCCGCCAGAGGCACAGAGAGCCUGGGCCAAGCUUUGUGGUCUCAUCUACAGCCACGUGACUGCUGCCUACAAGGAAGUGGGCUGGGUACAGCAGGUCCCCAACACCACCACCCCACCCACCACGCUGCCCUCUUCAGGGCCAUAGGACCCUCCCAGCUCCCCCUCCCUGGCAGCACCUUGAGCAGAAGGCUGAGUUCUGAAGACCCUCCUUGACCCUUCCUUUCUGGGUGCCAAGGAAGCUGGAAGAACCCCGACUCGCCUUCCCCGAAGGAGACCUCUGCCUCGGCCGCAGUCCCCUGAGCUGCCAGGAGAUGGCGCGCUGGCUGCCUGGAAGCCGAGCCCAGCGCAGCAGGGCGGGCGGGGACCCUUCCACCUUGCAGAGCGGGGCCCACUCUUAGCUUUUCUACUCGCUGUUAGAGGAGGACCUAGCUGAGCGGCUGGCGCGAAACGGGUACAGGUCUGUGAGUCAUUCGGGAAUGAACCAGCCCCGUUUCAUCGUGCCGACCAGCAUGCAGGUCUGCACCUCACCAUCUAGAGUAUCACGCACACGUGUCUACCAUAUACUAUACAGAUAUAUUCUCUAUACAAUCUCUAUGAAUAUGAAUAUAUAUAUAUAUAUGCACACAUACAUAUCUACCAUGUGUGUCUGCAGCCUGGGGCCCUCGCCCCACCCGCCCAUUGUGAGGCUCGAGGGUCCUGGUCGCACUCGGGCGGAGUUCCGGAGCAGGUGGAGUCCACAGCAGCACAAAGGAUCAGGCCUGGGGUGACCCAGCUUGCCAGCUCCCCACAUCCCCCCUUUCCACUUCUGGGAAAACAGGACUCGGCUCCCUCAAGGCAGGGAUUUGACUCACGGACUUGCCCUAGAAUUGGCAAGGCCCGGGGCAGACGGGCCCAGAAUUUCCCCAUGGGUGACCAACCUGGAGGGCCAGCCCUGGCACAGGGCCACAGGGCCUCCCCUGGCUCUCCCUGACCUCCCCCUGGCUGCCAGUUGGUCCUGUCCACCCACCUGUGUCAGCCUCAUCAGCGACCCGUAUGUGCCCCUUGGUCACAGGUAUCAUCCCGAAGGAUGUUCUGCUGCUGUGACUACUGUGCCUGCGUCCCCUCCUGUCUAUCCUCACGCUGUCACCGUGUAACUGCCUGUCCUUCUUUUGUAGUUUCUGAUGUUUGUAACCAGACCCAUCUGUGUCAUUAAACAGACCCGUUCUUCCUG
Messenger RNA from Heterocephalus glaber (naked mole-rat), 1723 nucleotides. It is a transcript of the gene Cygb, whose product is annotated as cytoglobin. Gene Ontology annotation, biological process: oxygen transport. Lineage: Eukaryota; Metazoa; Chordata; Mammalia; Rodentia; Bathyergidae. The record is from RefSeq and is marked provisional. Gene Ontology annotation, molecular function: heme binding; oxidoreductase activity; iron ion binding.